Penicillium soppii is the source of this 201-nucleotide messenger RNA. RefSeq lists its product as uncharacterized. The record is from RefSeq and is a predicted model, not a curated record. Lineage: Eukaryota; Fungi; Ascomycota; Eurotiomycetes; Eurotiales; Aspergillaceae. The coding region runs from base 1 to 201 and encodes 66 amino acids. The transcript has a single exon.
AUGGAGUACACAGAUUCGACCUACCCAGCGAUGGAACCACGCAAGCAUCUGGCGGUCUAUGUGGAGCAGAUCUGCCGGAAGACCAAAGCUGAUGGCGGUUCACAGAGGCACAAGGUUGAUGACUACCAUGCAACCAGCCCUUUUCUGUGCUUGCGCCCACGAAUUGGUUCGAAGCCGGAGACCAACGAUGUUCCCGGCUAG